AUGGGUAAGAAACUUGAUGCAUUGUUGGGAAGAAACAACUUCAGAACUGAUAAAUUCAAACCAACGGUUAACCUCGCAAUCUCGCGUCUCGCUGUUCUCAAGAAUCAGCGAAACGCGCGUCUCAGACAAGCUCGUUCUGAUGUUGUUCAACUUCUCCAACUCCCUGAUCAUCAUAAACGCGCACUUCUUCGAGUGGAGCAUGUAAUCAAGGAGCAGAAUAUGAUAGAUGUGUAUGAUGAGAUUGAAGGAUACUUGAAUCUCUUGAUCGAAAGGAUCCAUCUCAUUGCACAAGAAAGAGAAUGUCCAGAUGAACUACAAGAGGCGGCGUCGGGGAUACUGUUUGCGGCAUCUAGGUGCGGAGAUUUUCCAGAGAUUCAAGAGAUUCGUGCAAUUCUUACUUCUAGAUUCGGGAAAGAGUUUGCUUCACGUGCUAUUGAGUUGAGGAACAAUUGUAAAGUUCAUCCUAAGAUAAUCACGAAGCUUUCGACGAGGAUGCCGAGUCUAGAAAGUAGAAUGAAGGUACUCAAAGAAAUUGCUUCUGAGAAUAAUAUUACUUUGCAGCUUGAAGAAGUUGCUUCAACUAAAGACGAGGAACACGUAACGAAUGAGGAAAAGAAAAACCAGCAUAAGUCUGAGAAAAAGGAAGAAGAUAAUGAGGGAAAAAAUGAUGAACUUUCUGAUUCGUUUAAGGGUAGGAAAAAGUAUAAGGAUGUAGCAGAUGCAGCACAAGCAGCUUUUGAGUCGGCUGCAUAUGCUGCAGCUGCUGCUAGAGCAGCAGUGGAACUUUCAAGAUUCCAACCACAUGAUCCUCAUUAUGAUGAUGACGACGACGAUAAUAGUUCAAGCCCGUUGAAUGGACAUGGUCAUUCUGUGAAAGCUAUGUCUCCAAUGGAAAGAGAAGAAUCCAAUAAGAAUGCUGAAGAGUUAGAGAAAGCAAAAGAUGUUUCUAGUUCAAACUCAGAUGGCGAUUCAGUGGAUGAAGAGAUUGUAUUAGAAUCGAAGAUGCAGAGUACACCUUUUAUUGAUUUAGAGAAGAAGCCAUUUUCAGUGAGGACUAGAAGAGUGCAAGGUUAUUGA
Messenger RNA from Lathyrus sativus (Indian pea), 1077 nucleotides. Lineage: Eukaryota; Viridiplantae; Streptophyta; Magnoliopsida; Fabales; Fabaceae. The record is from the annotation of a GenBank genome assembly.